Messenger RNA from Adineta ricciae, 414 nucleotides. Lineage: Eukaryota; Metazoa; Rotifera; Eurotatoria; Adinetida; Adinetidae. The record is from the annotation of a GenBank genome assembly.
AUGUCUAAACAUCUAAUUAUUGUUGCAUUAUUAUUGAUGAUCAUUGUCAAUACAUUGGCCGAAGAUAAAUUACAAAUUGGUAUCAAGAAGAAAGUGGAAAACUGUGAACAAAAAUCCAGAAAAGGUGAUCGUCUUCAUAUGCAUUACACGGGUACUUUGAAAUCAAAUGGAAAAAAAUUUGACUCGAGUCGUGAUCGCGGUGAACCAUUUGUUUUUACUAUUGGCACUGGUCAAGUUAUCAAAGGAUGGGAUCAAGGAUUACUCAAUAUGUGUGAAGGUGAACAACGUAAAUUAGUAAUUCCUCCAUCUCUUGGUUAUGGUGAUCGUGGUGCUGGCAAUGAUAUCCCGGGCGGUGCUACCCUUGUUUUUGAUGUUGAACUCGUUAAAAUCGAACGAGGAAAUAACGACCUAUAA